Messenger RNA from Cooperia oncophora, 273 nucleotides. NCBI's taxonomy places the organism in Eukaryota, Metazoa, Nematoda, Chromadorea, Rhabditida, Trichostrongylidae. The record is from the annotation of a GenBank genome assembly.
CUGUCGUUUCAGACUUAUCAACUUCUGAAACUGUCUUCACCUGAGCCACCAGACGUUCAGGGGCCACGCACUCAACCGCGUAAACCACCCAAGUUUCGUGAAAUAUUGUACGCUGUGGGAAGACACAAAGAAGAAGCCCUUGAGUCUGUGGAGCGCAUUGAUCUUGACGAAGCGGAACCUGUGUGGCGUCGGGUUGCCUCCAUGAGCAGGAGAAGACGAGGACUCGACAUUGCUCUUUCUCGACCACUUCCUAUACGCUGUUGGCGGCUUUGA